AUGGGUAUAAUACUUUCUUUCAUACGUAAAUCGUCAAAAAACCAUUCCGAGUCCCCUUCUGCCUCACCAAUAAUUUCGCAUCCGUACCCUUUAGGUACUCACCCACAACCGUUAUAUGCCGACGGAUAUAGUAGAAUCAUCUCUCCUGCUCCUGCUCCUGCUUCUGCUUCUGCUUCUGAGAUGCAAGAUGAGUGUUCGCAUGAAGAUCAGGCUCAAGAUGAAGAUGAAUAUCCAAAUAUAGACGAAGGCCAAAUUCAGGACAAUGAACAUCAAGACAAAGAUGAGGACCAAAAUCAAGCUUUAAAACCCCAAGCUAUCCAACAUUGCACAAAUUCCUGCUCAUCUCCAAUCAAUAGCAACGCUUCGAAUGCUACUUUCAAAGCCAGAUUAAGGAAAAUACAUAGAGUAGAAGGUGAUUGGGAUCUUGUACGUCAGAGUGAUUGGGAAGAGAAUUCGUAA
Messenger RNA from Kwoniella shivajii, 459 nucleotides. RefSeq lists its product as uncharacterized. The record is from RefSeq and is a predicted model, not a curated record. Lineage: Eukaryota; Fungi; Basidiomycota; Tremellomycetes; Tremellales; Cryptococcaceae. The coding region runs from base 1 to 459 and encodes 152 amino acids. The transcript has a single exon.